Messenger RNA from Lates calcarifer (barramundi perch), 5212 nucleotides. Its product is annotated as NACHT domain- and WD repeat-containing protein 1. The transcript is spliced from 28 exons. Bases 114 to 5174 code for a protein of 1686 amino acids. Lineage: Eukaryota; Metazoa; Chordata; Actinopteri; Centropomidae. Gene Ontology annotation, molecular function: protein binding. The record is from RefSeq and is a predicted model, not a curated record.
ACUGAAAGUGUUUCUCAUUCAGGUAUUCUAUGCCACGCGGCGUUUUAUUUUGAAAUUCACGACCGGACGUCGGGUAUGUCGGUCUUAACAGAUGAACGGCAGAAGAUGACAGAAUGUGGACCUGCUACAGAAACUGGCUUCCCACCCAAGAAAAUACGAAUGUCUUGCAGCAGCACAAAGAGGUUCUUACUCUUCCAGCUAUAAACAAUGGCCCAACGUCACUACGUCAGAGAACAAAUAUGAAGGGGCAGGACACAAAACUGAACAAGGAGUCCAGUUCUACAAAUCACUUCAGACAAACAGGCAAAAUCCAAAACUCUCACAGAGCAUCAGACUUAUUGCAACAAGGACAUUUUUUCAAGGUUGAGGCUGCCAAGGCCUUAGACCUACAUGAAUAUGGAAGAACAAGUGAGGACUUGUCAAAGUUACUAAGGAGCAUGGAGGCUCUCACGGGAGAAGAUGAGGGGGAAGACAAUGAUUGGAUCAAGGAGGAAAGAGACACAGACAGCAGAACGUGUCUGUCUGCCAAGUCAAGCAAAGAUGAUGUGGACAAAAGAAGUGACAGCACACUCCCAGUGACAAUCUUAUGUUCCACAACAACCAAUGGAACACAGAGAAAAGAAGAGCCUCCAUUUUUUGUUGAAGAGAAGAGAUUCAUGGUGUAUAUAUGUGGUGGAUACAAAGACACAGUUGCGGAACGAAGGGCACUCAUGGAAAACAUUUAUCCAAGACUGUAUCUGUACUGUAAGCAAAGAGGCUAUGACUUCAGGAUGGUGGACCUUCGCUGGGGAGUUGGAGACCCUGUCGCUGAAUGCCAUGACACCGCAGAGCUGCAUGUGGAGAAUCUCCAGCGAUGUCAGAAAACCCAGGGUCCAAACAUUGUUUUGUUUGUAGGGCAGAAGCAUGAGGUCCAGAGCCUUCCCUCUACUAUCACCAGAGAGGCCUUUGAGGCCAUAGUGAGAGUGCUGGAGAGGAAACAGCAGAUGUCCAAGAACAAACCAUUGGAGGACUAUCCUGCCACAGGCUCCCAGUCCAGCAUCACUACAGACAGCGACACCAGCAGUUUUGUCCAGGAAACCAUUUAUGGGAAUUAUCUAAAUUUCGAAGAGCAGGCUACAAAUUCAGGGCUGCUUAGCCAGAGCUCUCAGAGCUCAUUUUUAGAUGGAGAGGAGGCCAGACUCAGCCCAGCUGGUGUCCGGAGUCAGGGGGAUUUGGACAAAGACCUGACCUUACUCCAGUUGUGGUACAAGCUGGAUGAGAAUUGCCUUCCUCCUGUCUACCGCUUACUUCCCCUCAGCACUCACCAUCCUGACAUGUUGAGCAUGGAUGAGCAGCAUAGGAAGCAGGCCAGGAUGGACUGGAAUGCUGCCUGCCACAGACUGUGGGGAGUUCUACAACACAGUGCAGUUGAGGCAGUGGGGCAAGAAGAGGCAUCGGUGUUACUCAGGACAGUGCUUGACUGGGAGGUGGAAAUAGGUAUGCAGUCUGUAGCUGAGGCUCCACCAGAGGAGCACUGUCACUGCUACAAAAGAGUCAUCCCAGAUCUUUACUACAACCUCAAGAACCAACAUGCUGCUCAGUAUGCUGACCUCCUGAAAGGACAAGCUCAGCUAGAUCCAGUACGCAGCACAGCGCACCAGUGUUUCAUAGACCGGCUUCAUAAAAAGCUGCGCCACACCAACAUCUAUGAGCGUAAGGUGGGCUGGAGACGUAAAGGCCUGAACCCCAAACACAGUCGGUCACAUAGGUUCUACACUGAACGCAUCUCCUCCCACUUUCAACGGACUGUUAUCAACUCCAUUAACAAAGUGAUGAAGGUCACCAAAACCAAAGGCCCAUUUGAUAUAGUUAGAAGAGAAGUUGUCAGAGUGCAAAUACAGGAGGAGAUACAGCACCAUUUAAACUAUGGACUCCACCUAAGUAAGGGCUGUACUUUGAGGCAGGCUUUCCUGGCUGAAGUGCAGAGAGCAGUGGAGCAGUCAACAACCAGACCCAUACUCCUGCUUGGACCACCAGGCUGGGGAAAGAGCACCACCAUGGCUGCAGUAGCACAGUUAAUGGCCUCCUGGCUCCCUGGAGCUGUAAAGGUGCUGGUGCACUUCAUUGGCCUCAGUGGAGAAAGCAGGAAUAUUCGUCUGGUCCUGCAGAGUCUUUGUGUCCAGCUGGCUAAAGCCUACUGUUCCCACACACAGCUGUCAGAGGACCUUCCUCAGCUAAUCAGUGAGUUCCACUCUCUGCUGGGCCUGGUGGGAGCAGAGAGGUCUGUGGUGGUCCUGCUGGAUGGGCUGGAUGAACUGUCAGAGGAACAUGGUCCAGACCUCUCCUGGAUUUCAACCCCUCUGCCUCAAAAUGUCCACCUCAUUCUUUCUGCAACCACUGACUCCCCCUGCACUCACACUCUGCAGUCAGCCCGUCCCACCGUCCUGUCCCUCCCUCCUCUCAGUCCUGAUGACAUCACAGCAGCAUUAGAGGCCAAACUCCGUAUUGACCAGCGGUGUCUGCAGGAGCAGCAGUGGCAGCUGCUGGUCCAGGCCUGUCUGUACUGUCCCAGCCCUCUCUACCUAGAAGCAGCUUACUCUGAGUGCCUUCUUUGGACCUCCUACACCACCCAGAGCAGCCUCAACCUUCCAGCCAGCCUGGAGGGCCUCUACCUGAGUCUGCUGGCUCGCCUGGAGACACAGUUGGGGAUGCAGCUGGUGAGACGGGCUGCGUGUCUGAUAUCCAUCUCUCGCUGGGGUGUCACUGAAGAGGAGUUACUAGACCUACUGGCCAAAGAUGGGAAGGUACUCGAAGAGGUGACCACAGCUCACUCAUCCUCCUUUUCCAGCCACCCCAGGGUGCCCUAUGUGUUAUGGGCUCGACUGAAACACUACCUUGGCUGUCACCUCAGUGAGGUCAAGACAGAUGGGACAUGGGUGUACCGCUGGACUCAUUCUGAGCUGAGCCAUGUAUGCAUAAAUCACUAUUUGAAAACAGAUGAUUCUCGCAUGCUACUGCACGCUGACUAUGCAGACUACUACAGAGACAAGUCACAAUAUGCACACAUAUUUCAGCCACUGGCAUGGACAAUGGGUGAUGGAGAGGAUGGUGAAGAUAUGACUAAAAGUUACAGAUUCAAUCUGAGAAAACUUCAUGGUUUGCCCUACCACCUAGUCCACUCAGGCCAAAUCCUGCCCUUUCUGUCUGAGUGCGUCUUCAACUAUGAAUUCCUGCUACAUAAGGCCUGGGGUCUGUCUGUCCUGGACAUAGAGGAGGACCUGAAGAAGGCUGUGCUGCCAGACAAGGUGCUGGUAGAUGUAGAGGUCCUGUUGGGUGCUCUGGAAAUGUCUCGGGUGGUGCUGCAGCAGGACCCCUGUCAGCUGGCCUCUCAGCUUAUGGGUCGACUGGGAUGCAUGGUUACUGAGGACCAUCCUGUUGCCAAAGGUGACCCACUAAAAUUCAGCUACCUCCAUGCUCUUCUGGCUCAGUGUUCCCAGUCCUCUCUGCCUGUGUUACUGCCCUCCUCCACCUGCCUGCUGCCCCCAGGAGGCCUCCAACACACCAUGCUGGCAGGUCACCUGACCAAUAUGGCUGCCCUGGGAGGGAGCCAGAGAGGACCCUUAGGUGUCACCAGUGAAUCAGAUGGAAGCCUGAGGUUUUGGGAUCUGGAGCAGAGGCGGGUCAUCAAGAGCCUAAAUGCAGUAGGGGGAGUUGUGGCAGAUUCCCUCACCCUGGGUUUAGAUGAUAGGAUGCUCAUAGUCCGCAUGGGUCAAAGACUACAGGUGAGAGAGGUGGAAUCUGGACAAGUUGUGUAUUCAGAGAGUGACUCUGUGGAUGUUCCCAUUGUCACCAUGACUUGUGAAGGACAGCUCAUGGUGAUCUUCUAUGAUGGAAGUCAUCUAGUCAAGGUUUUUGAUCUGGCCUCCUCCUGCUCACUCCUGCACUGUGUUCACGUGUCCAUGAAGCGUGAUGCCAUCCACAAAGACCGCUCCAUUCUGCUGUCCAGCAACUCCAUCAAAGACUAUGUUCUCUUCGCCUACAGGUCUGGUGGUGAGGCAGCAGUAUUCAGUGCCAGAGGGGGCACUGUGCUGUCUGUCCUGUCAGCUCAGCACAGUGCUGCCUCUAUACAAGCUGUGGAGAUGACUGAGAACUACUUGCUGCUCUUCUGCAGAUACCCAUACAAGAGGGGCGGUGAAAUCAUCCACAUCGAGCUCUUCAGCACCACCUCCUUCCUGUACCUGCGGUCUAUACUGGGCUGCAGCCAGGACUGCAUUUCGCAGGUUACUGUCAACCGGGAGGGGACUCACGUCGUGGCCUUUUGCCCCUCCCCUUUUACUGGCAUCACUGAGCUGGUCACCUGGAACCUGGAGACAGAGGACCACAAACACAUCACUCGCUUCCCCUCAGUACUGACCAAAGGACUGUGUUUUGACCUGCGCUUCUGUCUGGGGAUCUGCAGUGGAGAGAAGCACCUUCGCCUGUGGAAUCUGACCUCCAGGAUCAAUGACCAGACUCUUACCUAUAACAUCAAUAAGCUCAGGAGUGAUGGUUCAGAGGAGGUUGUCCCCAUGGGGAAAACCCCACGGUACGCUGUGUGUCGAUCCAUCAGAGCAGGGACGGUGUAUGUGUGGAACCUGGCCAGACGGCGUUUUGUCUGCAGACCGGUCAGAGUGGAGCACGGCCUCUACAGCAGCACUGAUGUGGUGCUUGCUCACAGCUUCAAACUCUACAUCUUUACAGACAGGAGCUUAAAUAGAUUUCAGACUCUACUGGUGUAUGACUUGAUUAAGCGGAGCUAUGUGAGGAGACAGACUGGGAUCGCAUUCAUUCCCUGUCUUCAGCAUGAGUACCGUCUUUUGGAGGAUGGACAGAGUCUCCUGGGCCUGUCAGAGACCAGAGAUCAUCUGCUCCUAUGGGAUCUGGGCUCAUGCUCCAUCAAACAUGAGCUCAAACCAUCCCACAGAGAGUUGCUCCUGCACAGACGCCCUACCCGAGACCUGCAACCUCACACAGCACCACACAGAAAAAUAAAAUUGAUGCCCUGGGACAUUCGGACGGAGAGCCAAGCUGAAAAGAAGAGGAGGCUGGAGAGAGAGGCACAGACGGAGACAGAGGAGAAAAGGAGGCUGGAGAGAGAAAAAUACAACUCUAUAGACCAGUACCUCCUCAGUGGAGAUGAACGAGUACACAGAUAAACCCAACUGUACUCUGUUUUUAUCUGUUUUUAUGAAGC